Messenger RNA from Budorcas taxicolor (takin), 1086 nucleotides. It is a transcript of the gene DNAAF8, whose product is annotated as dynein axonemal assembly factor 8. Gene Ontology annotation, cellular component: dynein axonemal particle. Bases 1 to 1086 code for a protein of 361 amino acids. Gene Ontology annotation, molecular function: dynein complex binding. The record is from RefSeq and is a predicted model, not a curated record. Lineage: Eukaryota; Metazoa; Chordata; Mammalia; Artiodactyla; Bovidae. The transcript has 7 exons.
AUGGCAUCUCCUGAUGAAGAUGGGCGGCCCUCGCUGCCCAACCCCUGGGACGCCAUCCUUGAGGCCGCCAAGCAUCAGCUCCCAUCUCUGGACUCGGAUUCCUCCUCGUCAGACCGCGAGGACGAGGAGCUGUUCAUCUUCCAGCGAAAUGAAACCACCCUGAUUCCAGACUUGUCAGAGGAACUGGCCGACGACCCUGCUGAGGCCUGGGUGACUUCCUCUGAGUCUCUUCCUGAGCUAGCUGCGGUGCCUGUAGAAUCCGCCAUGGAGCCCUGGGGCGAGUGGAAUGCAUGCCCCCAGCCCCAGGAGUCAGCCCCUCUGGAAGGAAGGGCCCUCGGCAAGAGCAGCUCUCUUCUCAGGAUGUCUGCAAAGAGCCCCCCACGGCAGGAUGAUGAUGCGAGUGGGACCCUCAACACCAGUGCGUCACAGAGUCCUCGCCAGGGCCCUCAGGGAGAGGCCACCCGCUCUGCUCAGGAAGCAGGCCUGCAGAUAGAGCCCCCGGGCGCAGCCUCAGAGGCCCAGGAAGGCUCGGACGCAGCCAACCACAGAGGCCUGCGGAGGGAGAGGAGGAAGAUGAUUGAGAAAGACAUCCUCCACAAAGUCACCUGGGACAGCCAGGACGCAGCCUGCCCUGACGCGAGCCGAGGGAAGGAGAAGGCCUGCGACGGUGUGGAGGUGCCUUCAGAGGGGCCCCUGGGGUGUCUGCCCGUGCUUUCCCUCCAGGAACUUGAAGAGUGGGAUUUGGAUCAAGUCCUUCUGAGUCUGACUGGGCGAGAAGAGGACCGGGGAGAUGGUGCUCCUGGAGCUGCGUGGUGGGCGGCUGACCGCCUCAAGGGCCAAGACCACACCGAGCCUAGCACCCAGGACCGGCUCAUGGAACGUCUGAGCCUCCUGUGUGCCAGGCAGUCCACAGCCACCCGCAGGGCCCAGCCAGGCUACGAGACUGCACGGGGAAGAGUCGGCUCCUCCAGCAGCUCAGGGCAUCUCGGGAGGCGUCGGCUCGGCCUCAGCUGCCUACUGGCGAGAGUCCUGUCAGUCAGAAGGCUCAGGCCCCUGGAGAUCUGGCCGGGUCCAGCCCUGGGGUGA